AUGUCCAUCCGUACUUACCGACAAUCCUAUGGGGCCGGUGGAAGCAGCAGCAGUAUGGGAGGUGAUUAUGCCUUUGGUGUUGGUCAAAACAGAAACAGACGUGGAUUCUCCUCGCAAUCUGCAGUUGUUUUUAGGUCGGCUCCGAUUGCGUCCUCAAGUGUCUCUAUGCUUAGGUCAAGCAUGGGUGGUGGUGGUGGUGGUGGUGGUGGGGCUGGUGGAAGUUAUGCAUUUGCAGCUGGAAGUGGCGGAGCUUUUGGAAGUGGUGGAGCUUUUGGGACUGGCGGAGGUUAUGGUCUGGGCGGUGGAGGUAUUAUGGUGCCCCCCAUCACAAACGUCCAAGUCAACCAGAGCCUGCUCACCCCAAUGGACAUUAAGAUCGAUCCUAGCAUCCAGGUGGUCCGUACCCAAGAGAAAGACCAGAUUAAGGGUCUGAACAACCGCUUUGCCAGCUUCAUUGAGAAGGUGCGCUUCCUGGAGCAGCAGAACAAAAUGUUGGAGACCAAAUGGAGUCUUCUGCAGGAACAGACCACUACCCGCUCCAAUAUUGAUGCCAUGUUCGAGGCCUACAUUGCUAACCUGCGCAGACAGCUGGAUGGACUCGGCAACGAGAAGAUUAAACUGGAGUCGGAGCUGAAGAACAUGCAGGGCAUGGUAGAAGACUUCAAGAACAAAUAUGAGGAUGAAAUCAAUAAGCGUGCUGCGAUGGAGAAUGAAUUCGUUCUCCUCAAGAAGGAUGUUGAUGGUGCCUACAUGAACAAACUUGAGCUUGAAGCAAGAGUCGAUGCUCUUCAGGAUGAGAUCAACUUCCUCAGAGCUGUCUACGAUGCAGAGCUGCGUGAGCUCCAGAGCCAGGUCAAGGACACUUCAGUUAUCGUGGAGAUGGACAACAGCCGUAAUCUGGACAUGGAUGCCAUCAUUGCAGAAGUGAAGGCUCAGUACGAGGACAUUGCCAACCAAAGUCGUCAAGGCACAGAAGAGUGGUAUCAACAAAAGUACAGGGACAUGGAAGCCUCUGCUGGUCAGUAUGGAGAUGACCUUCGCAGCACUAAGAACGAGAUCUCAGAACUCAACCGGAUGAUUAGCCGUCUCCAAAAUGAGAUCGACGCAGUCAAAGCACAGCGUGUCAACCUUGAGGCUCAGAUUGCUGAGGCUGAGGAGCGUGGUGAGUUGGCUGUUAGAGACGCCAAGUCCCGUAUCAAGGAUUUGGAAGAUGCCCUACAGAGAGCCAAGCAAGACAUGGCCCGCCAAGUUCGGGAGUACACAGAACUCAUGAACCUCAAACUGACUCUUGACAUUGAGAUUGCUACCUACAGGAAACUGCUGGAGGGAGAAGAGGAAAGGCUUGGCAGUGCAAGUGCAACUGUCCAUAUUCAGUCCUCAGGAUCCAUGGGCGGCUCUGGUGGUGGUGCAGGGAGCGGAAUGGGAAUGGGAAUGGGCAUGGGUGGCAUGGCCAUGGGUGGAGGCAUAGGCAUGAGUGGUGGCUAUGGCACCCUGAGCCGCAUGAGCAUCGGCGGCGGCGGCAGCGGCGGCGGAGUUAGCAGCAGUACCAUGAUGACAACAAGAACCAACCUCAGCUCUCGCCGCUGA
Molecule: messenger RNA, 1587 nt
Organism: Nerophis lumbriciformis (worm pipefish)
Lineage: Eukaryota; Metazoa; Chordata; Actinopteri; Syngnathiformes; Syngnathidae
Source: RefSeq, a predicted model, not a curated record